Molecule: messenger RNA, 825 nt
Organism: Lolium rigidum
Lineage: Eukaryota; Viridiplantae; Streptophyta; Magnoliopsida; Poales; Poaceae
Exons: 1
Coding region: 1-825 (274 amino acids)
Source: RefSeq, a predicted model, not a curated record
AUGGACGGGCAAGCCCCGAUGGUCGUCCGUGACGCCGUCGUCGACAACGACAACGACCCCCUCGCCCUGACCCUCGGAUCCAUCUACGCCGCCGCUCCCACCCCGCCGCCGAGGCCGCCGCGUCCCUCUCCGCCUCCUCCUUCCCCGCCCACGCGCGCCACCCGCCGCCGUCUCAACAACUCCACCCCCAGCCAGCGUCGCCGAAGCAGCAGCGAGCCGCGGUCCGACGACUCCGCCCCCAGCCAGCGCCGCCGAAGCAGCGAGCCGCAACCCGACAACAACUUCCUCAGCCUCGCGGACGGGAACGGGACGCCGCCGCCGCCGUUCCCGUGGGCGACGGCGCAGCCCGCGCGGCACGACACCCUGGAGAGCCUGCUGCGGCGGGGCAUCACGACCGUCGAGGGCGAGGCCCGGUGCAAGCGCUGCAGCCGCAAGGCCACCGUGGCGUUCGACCUGGAGGCCAAGUUCCGGGAGGUGCGCGAGUUCAUCGCCGCCAACCGCCACUCGUUCGACGACCGCGCCCCGGAGGCGUGGAUGGCAUCCGUGCUCCCCGACUGCGUCGCCUGCGGGCAGAGCCGCUGCCUGUGGCCGGCGAUCCCCGCCGACAAGGGCCAGAUCAACUGGCUCUUCCUCCUGCUGGGCCAGAUGCUGGGAUGCUGCACGCUGGAGCAGCUCAAGUACUUCUGCAAGAACACCGGCCGCCACCGCACCGGCGCCAAGAACCGGGUCCUCUACUACGCCUACCUGGAGAUGUGCAAGCAGCUCGAGCCGCAGGGGCCCUUCGAUGAUACCGUCCCCGUAGGUACUGGCUUCCUGCACACCUGA